Henningerozyma blattae CBS 6284 is the source of this 603-nucleotide messenger RNA. RefSeq names its product Brr6p (gene BRR6). Gene Ontology annotation, biological process: nuclear envelope organization; lipid homeostasis. The record is from RefSeq and is a predicted model, not a curated record. The transcript has a single exon. Gene Ontology annotation, cellular component: nuclear envelope; nuclear membrane. Bases 1 to 603 code for a protein of 200 amino acids. Lineage: Eukaryota; Fungi; Ascomycota; Saccharomycetes; Saccharomycetales; Saccharomycetaceae.
AUGGAACCUUCAACUUUGAUUCAGAGAAAUUAUGGCAAAAAUAUAGUUAAGCAAAAUACACGAGAUACUCUUAAAGAAGACAACUAUGAUGAGAAGAGUGAAACCGCAACUCAGAACUCGAAUUAUAGCCCCAUACAGAAGGGAAUUAAGCCUUCUCUUGUCUCUGAAUGGAUACAUUUGGCAUUUAAUACAUUUUUUAUGGUGAUUCUCGUAUUUUUUUUGGGUAAAUUAGUCUUUCUGAUAAAAAAAGACGUUGAUAAUAAGCUACUACAAGUGCUAGAUCAACAAAAGGAUUAUUUUGAAAAUUGUAAAGAAAAUUAUAAUCUCAAUGAUUGCGGCUCGAAUAAUGUUGUUCCAGCCCUUCAAUCAGUAUGUAUGGACUGGGCUAGAUGUAUAGCUAAAUCUAACUCUCCAGAUUAUAAUCACCGUCAUUUAUCAAGUAAACUUUGGGCUGAAACUGUUGCUGAAAUGAUAAAUGCAUUUGUGGACCCAAUUAGUAUAAGAUCACUAAUAUUCAUAUUGAUGACCGUUGGUACCAUUAUCACAGUAUCAAAUUUGGCAUUUGGUUCAUAUAGAGUAUACUACUACAAUUCAAAAGCAUAG